GCCGUCCCCGACUCGUCCUCUCGCACACCUGCUAGGGUUUUCCGUCCCCCAAUUCCUCGUCGAUCGAGGCUGCGAUUCGUCAGAGUAGUGACGGGAUCCCGUGAUUCCACCUUCCAUCUGUGUGCUAUCGAUCGAUCGUGUGAAGUUCCGCUGCAAAGAUGUUUGGGAGGGUGCCGAAGAAGAGCGACAACACCCGGUACUACGAGGUCUUGGGGGUGCCGAAGAGCGCAUCUCAGGAUGAUAUGAAGAAGGCCUACCGGAAGGCCGCCAUCAAGAACCACCCCGACAAAGGCGGCGACCCAGAAAAGUUCAAGGAAUUGGCCCAGGCUUAUGAAGUUUUGAGUGAUCCUGAGAAACGGGAGAUCUAUGAUCAAUAUGGUGAAGAUGCCCUGAAGGAGGGAAUGGGUGGUGGAGGCGGCGGACAUGAUCCGUUUGAUAUAUUCCAGUCCUUCUUUGGCGGUAGCCCCUUUGGAGGAGGAGGAAGUAGCAGAGGACGAAGGCAGAGGAAAGGGGAGGAUGUGAUUCAUCCUCUCAAGGUAUCCUUGGAAGAUCUCUACAAUGGAAUUUCGAAGAAAUUAUCACUCUCACGGAAUGUUAUCUGCCGGAAGUGCAAUGGCAAAGGUUCGAAAUCUGGUGCUUCUAUGACAUGCUCCGGGUGCCGCGGCUCAGGUAUGAAGGUCAGUAUACGUCAACUGGGGCCGGGCAUGAUUCAGCAAAUGCAGCAUGUAUGCAAUGAUUGCAAAGGAACUGGUGAGAAGAUCAAUGAGAAGGAUCGCUGCCCGAACUGCAAAGGUGAGAAAGUUGCUCCUGAGAAGAAAGUGCUGGAUGUGAUAGUUGAGAAGGGAAUGCAAAAUGGACAGAAAAUUUCCUUCCCUGGCGAGGCUGAUGAAGCGCCUGAUACUGUCACCGGAGACAUUGUGUUUGUUCUCCAGCAAAAGGAACAUCCCAAAUUCAAGCGUAAGGGUGAAGAUCUCUUUUAUGAGCAUUCGUUGUCACUCACCGAGGCUCUUUGUGGCUUUCAGUUUGUUUUGAAUCACCUUGACGGCAGGCAGCUACUUAUCAAAUCAAAUCCUGGGGAAGUCAUCAAGCCUGAUCAAUACAAGGCAAUAAACGAUGAAGGCAUGCCCAUCUACCAGAGGCCCUUCAUGAAGGGGAAGCUCUACAUCCACUUUGCAGUCGACUUCCCUGAUUCACUGGCACGGGAUCAAUGCAAAGCUCUCGAGGCAGUCCUCCCUCCAAGGUCUGCGUCUCAGUUGACAGACAUGGAGCUAGACGAAUGCGAGGAGACUACAUUGCACGAUGUUAAUAUCGAGGAGGAGAUGCGGAGGAAGCAAACCCAAGCGCAAGAGGCCUACGAAGAGGAUGAAGAUGAUUUCCAUGGUGGCGCUCAGAGAGUGCAGUGUGCGCAGCAAUAAGCUGGAUAUAACAUCUAUCGUUCGGUUUGUGUAACGAGUUAUGGCAAACUCAAUUCUUAGUUGCAUUUAGUGCUUAUAAUUUCGCAGCUUCAUUCUACAGCAAAUUGAUGGAUUAAGCAAUCUUGAUACUUAUGAAUUACAUUGCAUGUUCUUGUCAUAUGUAUGCCUUUGCGGAUCUUAUUAUCUUUAUAUGCAUCAUAAUUGUUUA
Messenger RNA from Zingiber officinale, 1623 nucleotides. Its product is annotated as dnaJ protein homolog. Bases 159 to 1415 code for a protein of 418 amino acids. The record is from RefSeq and is a predicted model, not a curated record. The transcript is spliced from 6 exons. Gene Ontology annotation, molecular function: ATP binding; Hsp70 protein binding. Gene Ontology annotation, cellular component: cytosol; cytoplasm. Gene Ontology annotation, biological process: response to heat; protein refolding. Lineage: Eukaryota; Viridiplantae; Streptophyta; Magnoliopsida; Zingiberales; Zingiberaceae.